This is a messenger RNA of Lathyrus sativus (Indian pea), 300 nucleotides long. Lineage: Eukaryota; Viridiplantae; Streptophyta; Magnoliopsida; Fabales; Fabaceae. The record is from the annotation of a GenBank genome assembly.
AUGGUGUUCUCUAUCUCCAACUCCAACUCACUCUUCUUCUUCUUCCUCUUCCUCUUUCUCUUUGUCUUCCAACCCUUUCAUACGGUGAUUGCUGAAGAUGGUUCAUCUAGAAGACCCUUUUCCACCAGCAAAAGACCCAUUCUCCUCAACUGUGGAGAGCUGGUGUUGAAGUCAAAGUGUUCACAGAACUCCAAGUGCAGCUGGUGCAGCAGCCAAGUCCUGGACGAUACUUGCUUCUCUAAAUCUGAAGCUUUAAGGUUGCCUCACCAGGUUUUCUCUUGUGGGCCCACCCGUUUAUGA